Scatophagus argus is the source of this 6462-nucleotide messenger RNA. RefSeq names its product collagen, type IV, alpha 1 (gene col4a1). Gene Ontology annotation, cellular component: basement membrane; collagen trimer. The transcript has 52 exons. The record is from RefSeq and is a predicted model, not a curated record. Gene Ontology annotation, molecular function: extracellular matrix structural constituent. NCBI's taxonomy places the organism in Eukaryota, Metazoa, Chordata, Actinopteri, Scatophagidae. The coding region runs from base 148 to 5070 and encodes 1640 amino acids.
GAACCUCAUAUCGUCUCGGACAAAGAUGCAGUCAAACGUGCUGCACACGCUCUGCCAAUAACCAGCGAAUAACCAGAAGAAAGAGGACGAGGAGCGGUCAACAGGUGGUUGUUUGCGGGCACACACUUUCCACCGCGCACCGCCAAGAUGCUGUUACCGUCCGCAACGCUGUUACUGCUGGCGGCUCUCUACUCAAGCGUAGACCUGACUGGGGCUGAGGGUUGUGGGUCAUCAUGUGGAAAAUGUGACUGCAGUGGUGUGAAAGGAGCAAAGGGUGAGCGUGGAUUUCCAGGUCUUCAAGGUAAUAUGGGAUUCCCAGGGAUGCAGGGACCUGAAGGGCCUCCAGGGCCAAUGGGCUCCAAGGGAGAUGUUGGUGCACCUGGGGCCCCUGGACUGAAAGGAGUGCGGGGUCCUCCCGGUCUACCAGGCUUCCCAGGAAACCCUGGGCUACCAGGCAUUAAUGGAAACGAUGGCCCACCAGGUUCACCAGGUAUCCCAGGAUGCAAUGGGACUAAAGGAGACAGAGGGAGGGACGGCACUCCCGGCUUUCCUGGUCUUCAAGGACCUCCUGGCAUCCCAGGACUUCCUGGAACAAAGGGUGACCCUGGUGGUGUGAUUGGGAUUAUUCCCCUGAAAGGAGACAAAGGGUUCCCUGGCAUACCUGGAUCUCCUGGACCAAGUGGACCUCCUGGACCCAGUGGACCUCCAGGACCUCGUGGUUAUUCAGGACCCAAAGGAGAUCCUGGUCCCCCUGGUCCUCCCGGAGAGAAGGGUGACAAACUGGCUUUUGUGAGUGAGAAGGGAGAAAAGGGUGAGCGGGGAUUUCGUGGCCCACCUGGCCCUCCUGGACCUCCAUCACAGGAAGCGGAAGGACAUACCACAGUGCAAGUACCUGGACCACCGGGUAGCAGAGGAUUUCCAGGAGACAAAGGAGAUAAAGGCUAUUGCCUCCCGUACCAAACUGAUGUGAAAGGUGAUCCCGGCCCGCCUGGACAAAGAGGUAAACCUGGCAAAGAUGGAGAAGAUGGGCCAAAGGGAGAAAAAGGCUUUCCUGGAACUCCAGGAUAUCCUGGUUCUCAGGGUGAAAAGGGAGAAAGAGGACCACCAGGUUAUGCUAGCGGGGCCCCUGGUCCUCCUGGCCCUCGUGGUCUCCCAGGCUUAAAUGGAGAAAAAGGUUUUCCUGGUCCUCAGGGAGAGGCAGGUCCACCAGGUCGACACAUUGAAGGACCUCGGGGAGAGAGGGGUCAGAAGGGAGACAUGGGUGAGAGAGGAGACAGAGGUUUAGAAGGAGAGUCUCUCAUUGGACCUCCAGGACAACCAGGCAUUCCUGGACCCCCCGGACCACCUGGACUGCCGCCCGACCCUGAUGAAUGUGACAUUGUGAAAGGAGCUCCUGGCCCCCCUGGACCUCCAGGAUUACAAGGAGAAGUGGGACAGAAAGGUGACAAGGGAGAUACGUGUGUUAGCUGUGAAGGUCUCAGCCCACCUGGAUUACCUGGCCCCCAGGGUCUUAAAGGAGAACGAGGACCUCCUGGGCCAGUUGGUAGCAAGGGAGAUAAAGGUCAGUCUGGCUCUCCUGGACAACCUGGAAGAUCUGGUUCUCCAGGUAUUCCUGGGUUGAUGGGAGCCCCUGGUGCUGUUGGGGAGCCAGGGGACAUUUUCAUAGCUCCUGGUCUGAAAGGGGACAUAGGUCUGCCUGGUCUUCCUGGAUCACCAGGGAAGCCAGGGCUGGAUGGACAGCCAGGUAGAGAUGGCAUCGCAGGUAUCCCUGGCCCCAAAGGAGAACCAGCUAAAGAGGGCAUUAAGGGUGAGCGUGGAUCAUCUGGGGACCCUGGUCUUACUGGACCUCCAGGGGAGAGGGGUCCACCUGGUCUACCAGGCUUUGGUCGACCAGGAGAGGCUGGCGAGAAGGGCAGUCAGGGGAGACCAGGAACUCCUGGAGUUCCCGGGCCACCUGGUGCAAAAGGUGAGCCAGGUAAAGGUGUGAGCUCUCCUGGACCUCCCGGAGUACCUGGUGUUCAAGGAGAAACUGGAAGACCUGGACUUCAAGGUGAUACAGGCCAGCCAGGAGAACCAGGGUUGCCAGGUUUCCCUGGACAGAAGGGUGAACAAGGAUCAUCUGGAAUUGGAUUUCCCGGCCCAACUGGUCCUAAAGGAAUCAGUGGAAUUCCAGGAGCGCCAGGAUUACCUGGAGAGCCAGGGAGAUCUGGACAGGAUGGGUUGACUGGACAACCUGGUCCACCUGGACAGAAAGGUGAACCAGGACGGGGUCUUCCAGGCCCAAAAGGUUCACAGGGCAACCCUGGAAUUACUGGCUUCCCGGGAGAGAAGGGUAACAUAGGACCAGCUGGUGUUCCUGGUAGAGAUGGCGAGACAGGAGCACCAGGACCUCAGGGAAUAAAAGGUGACAUGGGACCCCCAGGACCUCCUGGACUGGUUGGCUUACCAGGAGCUCCUGGAAAAGGCUUUCCAGGAGGACCUGGACCACAAGGACCACCUGGAGAGCCUGGACCAUUUGGUAGGGAAGGUGUGAAGGGAGAAAAGGGCUAUCCAGGUCCUCCUGGUCUGGAUAUGCCAGGGCCAAAGGGAGAUAAGGGAGCUUCUGGGUUUCCAGGAUUCCCAGGUAAUAAAGGAUUGCCUGGGCCACCAGGCUUACCUGGCAGGAAUGGACAGAUUGGAAACGAAGGUCCUAAAGGUGAAAUGGGUGUUAUGGGGACACCGGGAGUGCCAGGUUUUCCUGGACCGCCUGGUACACCUGGUUCUCCUGGUCUCAGAGGUGAUCCUGGUGCUUCUGGACCCAGAGGUGAUAUAGGACAGCCUGGACCUAAAGGAGAAAGGGGAGAAACAGGUCUCCAGGGACCUCCUGGGAACAUGAGCGAUGUUGAAAUGGAACAUAUGAAGGGGGAGAAGGGAGACACCGGAGACAGAGGCACGCCUGGAAAGACUGGGCAUACGGGCGUCCGUGGACUUCCUGGAGACCCUGGACUACCAGGCAAAGAUGGAGAGCCUGGAUUACCUGGAAAAUCAGGUGAGAAAGGAGACCGUGGUUUUCCUGGAGAGCCUGGCAGCCUGGGACACCCAGGACAGAAAGGCAGUGUCGGAGAAAUGGGAAUACCAGGUCCGGUUGGUCCAAAAGGUACUAAAGGAGAUAUUGGUACACCGGGACAUCCUGGCUUCAGAGGCACAAAUGGGGAGAAAGGAGAAAAGGGAACAGCGGGUGAGCCAGGCAUUGGGUUCCCAGGACCUCCUGGAGAAAAGGGUGAGAAAGGCCAAGCAGGAUUCCCAGGAUCACAGGGAGAGAAGGGUCUGAGGGGUCAUGAGGGUAUGCCUGGCAAGCCAGGACUGCAAGGAGCCAAGGGCGAAAUAGGAAGCAUUGGAUAUACAGGUCAGCCAGGUAGACCAGGUGAGAAGGGUACCCCUGGGUUGCCAGGGUCUCAAGGAGAACCUGGCAGUGAUGGUCUGCCUGGUGAAGGUGGCUUGCAGGGACCUCCUGGUCCUUCUGGAGAGAAAGGAGAGCCUGGAGUGGAUGGCAUCCCUGGAUCUGCAGGAGAGAGAGGAGACCCAGGUUUACCUGGCCGAGGUUUCCCUGGGCCUCCUGGGGUGCUUGGUAUCAAAGGUGACAAAGGUAGUCCUGGCAUUCCUGGCACUUCAGGUCUUCCAGGUGUUCCUGGUAUCAAAGGCGACAAAGGACUUCAAGGUUUACAGGGACCACAGGGUGAGCCAGGAGAGAGGGGGUUCCCAGGGGUUUCUCUUGAGGGCCCUAAAGGAGACAGGGGUGAAACAGGACAACCUGGAGAAACAGGACCUGGCGGAACACCAGGGCCUGCUGGAGUGCCAGGCAGAAAUGGCCAAAAAGGAGAAAAAGGAGACCAGGGUAAUCCUGGUGUCCAGGGAGAAUACGGACAGAAGGGUGACCCUGGAUUUCCUGGACUUUCUGGACAACCUGGCCUUCCAGGUAUCGAUGGACAGAAGGGAGAGAGAGGAUUGCAAGGUGUCCCUGGCUUCCCGGGUCUAAAGGGUGGUAUUGGAGAAGUUGGAUUCAAAGGAGAAGUGGGAGACCAGGGAUUCCCAGGAGAAAAGGGCAACGAUGGCCCCCCUGGUCCCCCUGGCCCCCACACCUUCAUCAAAGGAGACACUGGGUUCCCUGGGACUCAAGGCUUACCAGGAAUCCAGGGACCACCUGGUCUGCCUGGACAGAAAGGACAGCAAGGUGUGACAGGUAUUCCAGGACCCAAAGGGGGAGAUGGCAUUCCGGGAUAUGACGGUCAGCCUGGCAGUAAAGGAGAGCCUGGCCUCCCAGGGCCACAGGGACCCAGGGGACAUCCUGGCCCCCCAGGACCUGACGGUGUUCCUGGUCAAGUGGGUCCACCUGGCCCCUCCUCCAUGGAUCAUGGGUUCCUGGUAACCCGUCACAGCCAAACAGUGGAGGUUCCACCGUGUCCUGAGGGAACUUCGCUCAUAUAUGAUGGCUAUUCCUUGCUGUAUGUACAGGGCAACGAACGUUCUCACGGACAGGACUUAGGUACGGCGGGCAGCUGUCUCAGGAAGUUCAGCCCUAUGCCCUUCCUGUUCUGUAAUAUCAACAACGUGUGCAACUUUGCCUCCCGUAAUGACUACUCCUACUGGCUCACCUCCCCUGAGCCCAUGCCCAUGAGCAUGGCCCCCAUCACUGGUGAAAGCAUCAAACCCUUUAUCAGCAGGUGUGCUGUGUGUGAAGCCCCAGCCAUGGUGAUAGCAGUACACAGUCAGACCAUCAUGAUCCCACCAUGUCCUCGUGGGUGGGACUCUCUAUGGAUUGGCUACUCCUUUGUCAUGCACACCAGUGCUGGAGCUGAGGGCUCAGGCCAGGCUCUGGCCUCUCCUGGUUCCUGUCUGGAGGAGUUCCGCAGUGCUCCAUUUAUUGAGUGUCACGGCCGUGGAACCUGCAACUACUACGCCAACUCCUACAGCUUUUGGCUUGCCACCAUUGAAGAUAAUGAGAUGUUUACGAAACCUGUCCCAACAACGCUGAAAGCAGGCAGUCUCCGAACACACAUAAGCCGCUGUCAGGUGUGCAUGAAAAGGACAUAAAUCCCAACACCAGAGUCCUCCUUCCUAACCUGCGAGCAAUGCCACAUGCGCUGGCAUCCUCGAUUUGCCUUUACUUCCUGUUUUCAAAGGAUGGUGCUAUUUCCCUGCAUGUGCGAGAAGAGAUCAACAGAGAUGUGGUUUGCAGAACAGCCAGAAAUUGAACAUUACAAACCAGAACACAGAGACCAAGCGACCUUUUGCUCCAUGCAGAACACUUAACUAACAUGCUCACAACGUGUUUCUGAAGAAUUGCACCCAGUUUACCGUUGCACUGACUACAUGCCCCCUAAACUGGUAAACUGGUGUUCAGUUUUAUUUGUGUAAGUCAGGUGCUAUUCUUACUUAUCUGCCUUAUUCCAUUUUGUUUAAAUUUUUUAUUCCCGUUUCCUACCAGCGCCACAGCAUUCAAAGAUAUAGCCACAUAUUAUUAUAGAUUUUCACAGUUUUUAACUUGUUUAAACAUACUAAUGUAAAGGAUGGGACUUACCACUGGUUACAGACGCCUGUCAUUUGCCAAAUCACCAUAAUGUUGCAGACACGGAUAUAUAACAAUCACUGUUGUAAAUAUGAUGCAUUCCUCUCUAACACAGUUCAACAUACUCUCCUCAGGUUAUUACUGAAAUACUUUGUGUGUUAUUUAGUCCAUUUUUUUAUUUAUAAGAUUUAUGAGAAUAUGUUGGACUUGAGUGUAUCCGAGAUUCCAUUGAUCCAAAAACUGUUUCAACACCUGACAAUCACCGCCUUCGUAACAUGCAAAACAGCACUGAAAAAGCAUUGGGUGAUGUGUUUGUGUGCGUGUAUGUGUGAAUGUGUGUGUGUAUGUGUGUGUGAAUGUGUGUUUGUGAAUGUAGAUAUAUGAAUGGACAUGAGCUGCUUGGAAGUGGUGUGUGUUUUGUCAAGUCUCCAUUUGUAUUGUUGCACAGCCACAAAAAGAAACAGACAAAACCAAAACUUUCCCGAUAUAUUUACUCUGUCAGAACAGUGUGUGUAACAGCUAUGUGUUAAAGGAUUUACUCUGCGCCUGAUCCCAAAGAAAUGCACAUGUAUAUAUUUACACAUAACACGUAUUUGCUAUUUUGCUCAUGAACUUGACUCUUGCAGUUUGUGAAUUACAAACAGUUUCUUUCAUAGCUAUCGAGAGAUCCACGGUUUUCUACUGUUACAGCUAUAGCAGUUAGUCAACACUGACUGUAACCUGUUUUUGUUUAUGUGUUGUGAUAAACUGCUCCUUGAAUUAUAUAGAGUAUUAGCAGUGUUUGCCAUGAUAAAACAAACUUGAUUACAGCGGAAAUAAUCACAACUAAUUAACAAACAGAAAACUUCUACAUUUUAUAUUUUCCAGAUCCCAUACUGUGUACUUCCUCCAAUAAAAUUAUUUUUUGAAUAAUCUUA